This is a messenger RNA of Caenorhabditis remanei, 723 nucleotides long. RefSeq lists its product as uncharacterized. Bases 1 to 723 code for a protein of 240 amino acids. Lineage: Eukaryota; Metazoa; Nematoda; Chromadorea; Rhabditida; Rhabditidae. The record is from RefSeq and is a predicted model, not a curated record. The transcript has 5 exons.
AUGGUCACGUUACAUCCAUUUCCAGCAGCGUAUUGUCAAGGAAUUCUCAGAGAUUAUUUCGAUUGUUUCACUUUGUUUUGUCACAAGUCAACAUACUACACAUUCUAUGUUGUUAUAGGUCUUCUGGUCUAUGUACCAACACCAAGUUUUAUGUUUUUAACUAUAAGUGAUUUAGAAGAAAUGGAAGAGUUCGUGAAAAGGAAGUACCCAAAUAAUUUGAAAGUUCUCGAGUAUCCAGGUGUUUAUAUUCUCACUGAUUCGGGAAACACCACUGUCAUGAACUUUAUUAUGAUUUGUUCAGUGAUUGGUAUCUUCAUGGUAAGUGAGCUCUCACAAAUCAAUCCGGUCAGUGAAUUGGUGACUACUGAAGAUAUUCCAGUGAAUGCAGUAAGAAUGGCUACAAAAGUAGCAGUUUCCGAAAGAGGCGCCCAUCGGACAGUCAUGAGACCAAUCGCCGCAAAGUCGGCCGACUUUGGACACUGGUUUCUCGUCAGUGUUGGUCCAUUCAGCUGGUUUGUCAGUGAAGAUACAGUAGGAGAGCAAGUUGGUGAUUUGCAUGAGUCCUCCAAAGACAAGAUAGACUCCAAUCCAUUGGGUUCGGACGGAUUCAGUGGUGACGAAGAGGGCGACCAUGGCUGGGGCAGAGAAGAGGGCAACACAUUUGGUCCAUUGGAUGGCGGCGAUGACAACGUGAGCGUAUUGACUGAAAAGAAAAACAAUUGA